Rotaria sp. Silwood2 is the source of this 1080-nucleotide messenger RNA. The record is from the annotation of a GenBank genome assembly. NCBI's taxonomy places the organism in Eukaryota, Metazoa, Rotifera, Eurotatoria, Philodinida, Philodinidae.
AUGUGCUCCUCCGAUGUUGGAAAAAUCGUUCUUAUUCUUAUGGCUGGUGAACAUAAAACACAGAUUCGAGAUGAUGAGUCAACAAGAGCCGCACUGACUGAUAACACUCAAAAUUAUCAACAGAGAUAUAUUGUGCUAUAUGAAGACACCGUUUAUCUGCUACGCAUCCAAUUGGAAUGCAACAGACCAUUAAGAACAUUGCCAGUUGAUAACAAUUGUAGCCUUCUUCAUGAUGUUAUUGCCUACAUCGAUUUCAACAAUGAUGGGAAAUUUGACGAUACAGAAUAUGCAGCUACCUAUCGCUGGCCACUCACUAUCUAUUUCCCAAAAGGCAUCUAUGAUCUACAAAUAUAUGUACCGGUAAUUGAUAAAACAAAGAUUAAAAGUGGACCACAUGUGUUACGUCUCGAAGUAAUGUUACAUGAACAAUAUCGUCAAAUAUGUGGCAAGAACUACUAUAAAGAGACGCGGGAAUAUAAUGUCACUAUUAUUCGAAAUACGAAUGAAUUAGUCGAUACCGGUGACCCGUAUUUAACACUAAGUGAUACAAUAUGUUCUCAAAUAAGCGGCAAAAUUGUACUUGUUAUGAUGGCUGGUGAGCAGGGAUCGCAAAUUCGAGAUAAUAUACCAAUAAAUACUGUCUACAGAGAGAAUCAAAGUCGACAUCAUAUGACCGCUACCUUAUAUGAAGAAAGUAUCUAUCGAAUACGUAUUCAGUUGGAUUGCGAUGAACGCUCUGCUAGGGGUUCAUUUCAACUCAAUUGCAAUCUUGCUUAUAACGUCAAUGUCUUUAUUGAUCUAAACAAUGACGGAAUAUUCGAUGAAUCAGAAAGCCGUGUUCCUCAUCGUUGGCCGCUACGUAGUACAAUGACGACAGGCAUUUAUGAUUUAGAAAUUCCUAUACCUAGUAUCAAUGAACGAACGACGAGAAGUGGUUCACAUAUUAUGCGUGUUGUUGUGAAAUCAAGUGAUGAGUAUACAAGAAAAUGUGGCAGAAUUGACUACAAUGAAACAAGAGAAUACACAGUCAACAUUAUUCCGAGGACAACAGCGUCUGAUGGAGGUAAAACAUUUCACUAA